CUUGUCACUUCUAAACUAAUAUUAGUGUACAGUAGUCUGAACACUGCAACUGAAUGUGGAGUUUAAUUGCAGAGCUCUGUGGUCCAGAAAUCCAAAAAUGAAAGGAACACUUAAGGUCUGCGCAUUGAGUCUAAACCCGACUGAACGCUGAGGUGAGUCUGGUUUGUCAAGUAAAGGAAAAAGACGCGCAUUAAUUUGAUUACACAAUUGGAAUAUCACGCUUGGUUCGUGUGGUCAGCAGGUUGCUCUUAUUGGAGGGUACUGCGUUACAUCACACUGAUUAAAUGACGCGAAGUCUUCCUGUUUCCUUUAUUUGAGUCUUUAAGUGCUCUUACAGCUGGAGGAGCGCGUGCAGAGCGCUGGACAGCGGCUGGCUCUUUAUUACCGCCUGUCACUCACUUUUUCUUUAUCCACACCGUCUCAUCCACUGGGAGAUUGUAUUUCGUAUUGUACUAUUUAUCAUCUCAUAAACCACAGAAGUCUUUCUGCAGUCAUCUGUGAGGUGACUCUGAUAAAGGUGUGAAAGUUCAGGCCAGGGGAAAUGGGUCAUUAGAAGCACCAGAAAUGCCAGACCAUGAUACAGAGUUGUAUCUGAAUCGACAGACAAAAAGAAGACGAGUGGACAUUGGAGUGAAGAGAAUUGUUAGCUCAUCUGCCUCAUCAACACAAACAGCUUCUGCCAUCAUCACUGUCACCCGUGCAGCCAAAUCCACUGUCAUCUUUGAUGCCAUGAACUCCCAUCAAAAUAAGAAGCAGGAUGUGCUUGAGGGCCAAGGGGCUCAGCUCGGUGAGGCCAAAUCAAAUGUUCUCCGCAACCUGCUUAAAAGGGGCAGCUCAUAUGAGGAAAACAUGAUGCCCUUUUCUGGUGCCACUGUCAUCACGAACCUACUGAAGAGCAAUAAGUCGAUGAGAGGAACAGGAGGCAGGGAGUCAGGGAUCCUCAGGAAAGCAGAACCUGAACUACUACAGGAGGACACUUGCAGCACCUCAUCCCAGGAAAGUGCUGAACAGUGUCUCUCACCAUCUGGAAAAAUCACACUAGACCACUUGGACUCUGAGCGGCUAAAUGAAGAGCACCUUCAAGCCAAGCGUGCUCGCGUUGAGAACAUUAUACGUGGAAUGAACCACUUACCGAAUGUGAUGGCAACUUCUAUUUCUAGUGGAAAGGAUUGUGAGCGGGAGUUAGAGGGAGAGACCAACAUUACUGCACAGUCCGUCAGCCCAAGAGAAAGCAAUCGAGAGAACAAGAGAAAACAAAAAUUACCUCAGCAGCAGCAGCAUAGCUUUCAGCAGAUGGUUUCCUCACAUAAACAGCAGAAGGUUGAGGAACGCAAGCAGCUGAAACUACAGCUGGAAGACAUGCAGAAACAGCUGAAACAGCUUCAAGAAAAGUUCUUCCAGAUCUAUGACAGCACAGAUUCAGAAGCAGAUGGAGGGAAUCUCUCAGAAGACAGUCUACGAUCUGGUGGGAUGUUAGGUGAUGGUGGCAUCAGUGAAUAUCUCAUUCAAAAUUCUGUGGCUGAUCGAUCUGAUAAUGAGAUAGCAGACUUAGACACAAGAUGCUUUCUGGAUGAAGCGAAGGCCUUGCACCGUGAACAAGUAUUGCUGGAUGGAGAGAUGGCCAAACAUGAAGGUUCUUUAAGGAGCAAAGGUUUGAUGUCUAUGAAUGAAGCAGGCAAACGUCUGGCAGAAAGCCUUAAGCAGGAGCUAAACUCUGCCAUGUCUCAAGUGGUAAAUGCCGUGGUGAAUGUUUUUUCAAAACCUCCACGGCCACCGUUACAAGUAUUCCCAUCACUCCCAGCAAAUGAGGACCACUUUGCUUUUAAUGGGGACAACCCAAACUUCCACACUGCUAAUCAUAGACUGCAGUGCUUUGGUGAUGUUAUGUUUCCCAGCCCACUUGACCCAUUUGUUGGGGUCCCUCUUCCUUGUGCCAAUGAUCAGACAGAGGCAAUACCACUGGUAGUUCGAAAGUCUGCACCCGAACACCACCAGUCCUCAGAUUCUGGAGCUCAGAAUGGCCACCUUCAUCCCUCCUUACACCCUUCUUCUCUUUCUGGAAAUACAGGCUUCAUCUCCCCAUCAUUCCGUCACCCAUUUUCACUUCCUCUUGUGGGUUACUCAUUUCAGAGCAAACUUGGUGCCUCAUCAACAGGAUAUUAUAGUAAAGACUCUCCUGGCUUAGCCGAUCUGUCAAGGGAGACCACCAGCUUACGAACAAAAAUGGCUUCCAGCCAGCAUCUGACACUCAACCAUUCUUGCUCACCAGUUCUCCCAGGAAGCACCGCUGAAGGGCUAUCACUCAUCAAAUCUGAAUCUGGGGACCUCCGGGACGUGUCAGACCUCUCUCCAUACUCAGGCUGUACAAUCCAGGAGGGACUGUCCCCAAAUCACCUGAAGAAGGCCAAACUGAUGUUCUUCUACUCCAGGUACCCAAGCUCCAGCAUGCUCAAGAUGUACUUCUCAGAUGUGAAGUUUAACAGGUGCAUCACAUCUCAGCUGAUAAAGUGGUUCAGUAACUUUAGAGAGUUCUACUACAUCCAGAUGGAGAAGUUUGCCAGACAGGCCAUAAACAACGGUGUGGCAGCAGUUGAUGAUAUCAGUGUGAGCCGAGAUUCAGAGAUCUACAAAGUGCUCAACAUGCACUACAAUAAGGCAAAUGAUUUUGAGGUCCCUGAACGUUUCCUGGAGGUAGCUCAGAUAACAUUGCGUGAGUUCUUCAGUGCUAUAGUGGCUGGUAGAGAUGUGGAUCCAUCAUGGAAGAAGGUCAUUUAUAAAGUUAUCUGCAAACUGGACUCUGAGGUUCCUGAGAUAUUUAAAUCGGCCAAUUGUCUUCAAGAACUCUUGCAAGAGUAAUGUGUUAAAAACUCAUUGAAUUAUUUUCAUUCCUUUUUAAAUGUAUAAUGAUAAUUUGAGAUGCAGGAUUUUACCAGUUUUUUUUCUGCCUUUUCACAAUUGAAUGUAUUACACGAAUUAGCAUGAUAUUUAUUGUUUUUAUUUUUUCAAUGGGUAACCUUUAGUCUAUCUCUCUACAGUCCAUGCAGGCUAUUGAUUGUGGAUCUCACAGUCCUGGGGCCUCGUUUUCAAAAUGUGCAUAUACACAGAUUUGAUUUUAAAGUGUGCAUACCCUAAAAAACACCAACAUUCAAAUUAAUAAAAACCGUCAGAGGAAAAGUGCUUAGUGCCACAUUAGGCUAUAAUCUGAUGUCUGCACUUUUCCUUGUGGUAGAGGCGAAGUACUGCAAGCAUUUGGAAAUCCAAGCAAUUCUUGUCGCUCGCAAUCUCAAGUAAAGCAUUUGGAUGAUGACUGGUGCUCUGUUAGAUCAGUUCUCAGUUCAGCCUUGUUCAGACUGUCAGCUCAAGUCCAGUUUUUGUGCAAAUCUGAUUGAAAUCCGAUCAUAUUUAGUCUGAGUGGCAAAAAAACUACAUUAUAUAAAAUUUUUGCGAAUUCAUUUCGAGAUUAGUUUGCAUGUUUAAAAUCCUAUUCAAAUCACAGUCCUGGAAAUCCAUUUUAGUCUGACAGGUUAGAUCAGAUUUAGUUUUUUCACAUUCUCAUGCCACGUAAAACAUGAAUACUUCAGAUGUUUUUGUACAAACAUCCCGAAUGUCUUUGCAGAAACUAGCUUGUGAUGUGAAGUACAAGUGAAAAAAGACAAUAUACUGAAUUUCUAGUAUACACAUCUCUUUGAAUUUUGAAACCAGCACAAAAAAAGACGCAAAUUCCAGCUUCCUGCAUUUCUGCUGCUACCUCAUAUGAUGAAAUAGGGACUUUAAGCAAAAUCAUUUUGAAAAGUUAUGAUAUGCACAUUGUGAACAGUCAGUCAUUUAUAUUUGAUUCCAUUCAGAUAUGCACAAAAAUCUAAUUUGGACUGACAGUCUGAACAUGGCAUCAGUCCUGGCAACCACCUGCUCUGCAUAUUUUGCAUGUUUCUCUCAUUUAACACACCUGAUUCAGAUAAAAAGCUAAUUAAGAGUGAGUUCCAUGAAUGAACUGUGUUCCGGUUGACAUGGGGUCUGCACAACUUUUAUUGCUCCCUACUCCCUGAGUACGGGAAAUUCAUUGAAGUUUACUUUACUGCGGAGCAUUCAUUCCCAGUUUUGCACUAUGCCACUGCCUGCAGCAUCUUCACACACAGACUAAAUUUCCGAGACCUGUGACAUAAUAUACCUCUGUAAAUACAAAUUAAAUUCAUAUCUCACACUCUUUAAUACCCUAUGAAUGGAAUAUAUUUGCUCUCUUCAAACUAGAAUCAUGGCGCAAUAUCCUGUAAAGUCCAUGUCACAGGGCACUUAUGGUCAAAUACUAUAAACGUCUGAUGUAAUAAGAGAUAUAAAUACAGAGCUGGGGGUCAUGAGGACUGGUGAUCAAAUGUAGGACAGUUUCUAUGCAACAUUUUAUAAAAGAGGCCCAGGAGUUUAAUUCUUUGUACCUCACUUAAUACAUCUGAAUUUAUUUGACCUGUGCCAGAUCUUCUUGUUAUAAUUUAUCUUUGGAUAAUUUGGUUAUUCAAAUUAAUUUGCAGAUUAAUAAAAUAUCUGGAUUAGGUUGUCUGAGAUUACGGUGCACCAUGUUUAUCGCAAAGUGCAAAUAUGUUUUGAUCGCAAAUAUGUCAAAAACCCUGCAAACAAAAACCCUUCAAAUGGCAAGGGUGACACCAGCAAAGAGAUAUAAAACAACUCUGCUCUGCUGAAAAUACUGGAUUGUGAUAAAUAAAGUAGCUUAAACAUUGACACUGACUAUAUACUAUAUACUAUACAUAAAAAAUUGCACUGUAAAAUAAGGGUAAAAUACCGGCAGCUGUGGUUGCCAGCAUUGUACUGUUCAUUUACAGCUCUUCAUUUUUACAGUAUGUUACUGUUAUUAUAUCACAUGGUAACUCUUUUCAUUUGGAAACCGAUUUCUUCAAACAAUUCAAGUUUUAAAAAAUCCUGUUUAUAUGGUGUUAGCAAAGUGAACUUAUUUAAUGUACGUCCACUAAGAAAUAUUUCUUACAAAAAAAAACAAAAAAAAAACACAAACACUUUUUAAAGUAUAAUAAUAAAGCAACCAAAACAUGACUUUUAGUCAAAUCUUUGUGGAUUGUCAUUAACUAGCAAUAACACAUAUUUAUAUAUUAAAAUGUUUACUUAAGAGAUCAUCACUGCAUUAGCAACUCCACAGUUACUGUCUUUGAAUAAAGCGGCUAAACAUUAGUGUUUGUGGCUCAUCAUUGACUGAAGCACAGGCUUUACUUUCCAGCACAAAGGUGACUUACAAAACUGUCUCAGUGUCUGGUCUGUGUAUCCCUGGGUGCCCACUAGUUGUCUCACUUCCCCAUAUAGUCACCCCACUGCAGGUACUACAUUUCCCACAAGCCUUUGUCCGAUUCAUCACUGUUAAUUGCACACCUGUUAAUUGCACUCAGCUAUUUUCAUACUUUUCACCAGUCCAUAUAUACCCUGUUUAUUUCUAUCAGUUUCAUGGAGUCCUUGGUUUAUGUCACCCUGCUUUUCGUGUUCCCUAGUGUUUGUCAUGUUUCUUGUUUUGGACUGCUUUUGUGGAUCUUGACCUCUUGCCUGUCUGGAUUACGAUUAUUUGGAUUCUCCUAAUAAAACACUGCAAAUUG
Molecule: messenger RNA, 5606 nt
Organism: Carassius auratus (goldfish)
Lineage: Eukaryota; Metazoa; Chordata; Actinopteri; Cypriniformes; Cyprinidae
Product: prospero homeobox protein 1
Exons: 6
Coding region: 565-2856 (763 amino acids)
Biological process (GO): regulation of transcription by RNA polymerase II
Cellular component (GO): nucleus
Molecular function (GO): DNA-binding transcription factor activity, RNA polymerase II-specific; RNA polymerase II cis-regulatory region sequence-specific DNA binding
Source: RefSeq, a predicted model, not a curated record